Messenger RNA from Scophthalmus maximus (turbot), 3174 nucleotides. RefSeq names its product myocyte enhancer factor 2b (gene mef2b). The coding region runs from base 190 to 1455 and encodes 421 amino acids. The transcript is spliced from 9 exons. Gene Ontology annotation, biological process: positive regulation of transcription by RNA polymerase II. NCBI's taxonomy places the organism in Eukaryota, Metazoa, Chordata, Actinopteri, Pleuronectiformes, Scophthalmidae. Gene Ontology annotation, molecular function: protein dimerization activity; RNA polymerase II cis-regulatory region sequence-specific DNA binding; DNA-binding transcription factor activity, RNA polymerase II-specific. The record is from RefSeq and is a predicted model, not a curated record.
AAUGUCUCUUCAUCAGCCGAGGACCGGAGCACACGACGAAGCCCUUUUUUUUUGCUCCUGAAGACAUUGAUGUUUCUCCUCUUUUCCCACGAGCAACCUCCGCUGUUCGACUGACUGGUCCCGACCGAGAGGCUGAGAGAGCAGGAGACCGAGGAACAGGUGUCAGAGUUACAGACGACAGGGGGAAAAAUGGGGAGAAAGAAAAUACAAAUUUCUCGGAUUCUGGACCAGAGGAAUAGACAGGUGACCUUCACCAAGCGUAAGUUUGGUCUGAUGAAGAAGGCGUACGAGCUGAGCGUGCUCUGUGACUGUGAGAUCGCCCUCAUCAUCUUCAACAGCACCAACCGUCUGUUCCAGUACGCCAGCACCGACAUGGACAAGGUGCUGCUCAAGUACACGGAGUACAGCGAGCCGCACGAGAGCCGCACCAACACGGACAUACUGGAGACCCUGCGGAGGAAGGGCCUCGGCCUCGAUGCCUCAGAGCUCGACAACGAGGAGAGCAUGCAGGUGGCAGCGGAAAAAUACCCUCUCAGCGAGGGCAUGGAUCUCUCUGUGGCACGCCAGCGCUUCUAUGCUCCAUCGCUGCUCUCACCGGAGGCCCAGUUCCUGGUGUCUGCAGGCUGUGAAAACGGCUUCCCCAACUCCUCCGGAUCCAGCGUGGCAUCCCACAGACCCCCAGGCUUUAAAUCUAUUGGCUCCAGACCCGGCUCUGCCAGCCCUGCUGCGCAACACGCACACUCCGCAUUCAUGUCUCCACACUCAGGUAUCGGCUAUUCCGUGUUGUCCCACGGCAACCUGAACCGAGCUCUGGACAUGAAAAGCCCCCCUGCCCUGAACCUGGGCGGGGAGAACCUGCGGGGGGAUUCUGCUAACCAGACCAUGGGCGCCACACGUGUUAACCACAACUCGGCUAGGGGUCUCUUGUACCAGGGUCUGCACAGUGGCGGCUCCAUGGUGACUAUGGGCAAGGCAGGACUGCUGGGCCAUAGUCUGGGAGGCUACAGCCUCCCCUCCCCUGGAACUCCUGAGUACAGCCAACCCGGGUUUUAUCACUCUGUUAGUCUACAGCGAGGGGCAAUGAGCCCCUGGCAAACAGCACAGUCGCCUCCGGAGCAUCAUGGGCUUCAUAUAAGUCCUGGAGUGUCCAGUGGAGGGUGCUCCUUCCCCUCUCAGUGUUGCUCCUCAGCCUCUCCACAUUUGCCAUCCCUCAACCUCAGCAUCAAAUCGGAGCGCAGCUCUCCUGAGCACAUGUCCUCGCCCACCUCCCCUCCUCUACACCACCUCAGACAGCAUUCUCCAAUCAGCGACCUCGGUUCGGCUUGCCAUACCCCUCCAGAAACCCGGCCGGCCAAUGAGACGAAGGAGUUUCCCAAAGGCGGUUACCCACAAGACGAGAAGGAAGGAGGGCAGCCGCUCAGGCAGCUAGAGAUGAGUGACGGCUGGCAGAGAUAGUUGGCAGCUGCUGUCCACGCACCCGUUCAUUCAAUCAGCUAUCUUCCAUCAAAACCAGACACACGCACACACACACACACACACACACACACACACACACACACACACACACACACACUCACGGAGCUGGACUCUCUCCUGGGCAAAAUUUUCUCUGCAACAUUUGAUAGAUCCCACGAGGAGACAGAUGUAUACGGACAUUUGCUUUUUGUUUGGUUAGUUUUAGUUUUUCCGUGUGCAGAUAAUGUGAAUCAAAAAAUAUUACAAUUUGAAAUGUGUUCGUUUUGCUCUGUGACUUUGUCUAAGUUAGCCGCAGCAGCACAGUGGGACCAACUGAAUUUGUCCCCCAAGUGUAAAACGUCUCCGCGUGCAUAUUGGCUUUUCAAAGCGGCCUUCAUUUUUGAAAAUUGGAAAGUAGCAGUAAACUGACUCCCCAGUCCCACCACACUUCUCUGGAGCCUUGGCCUCGUUCGAAAUAGUGAAAUGUGCCUGGACACAAAGACGUCUUAAAGGAGACGUGCAUAUUUUUUCAAGUUUGCUUUAAAAACAAUACUGUAGUGUACUGUCACUGCCAUUGGUCCUCAACUGAGGAACAAAUAAUGCCUUUUAAAAUAAAAGCUAAUGUGAAGCUCUCGUGGUCAAAUACUGUUAAAAAUUAAGCAUUUGUACACAAAAUAAGGAAUUACACCGAGAGAUGUUCUCUUCAGGGUUUUGAUGAACAAUUAGAGUGAUCUAAUCCUGCGUCAUGGACAUGCGGGUAUAGACUUGAAAAAAGUGAACUGAGCUGCAGUGGAUCUCAGGCCUUUGGACGAUAGAGUCUAAAACAAAAUGUCUUUGCAUGUUUGUGUGAAAGACUAUAGUUGCGGAUGAGCUAAAUUUGAGUUAAGUGAUUCUUACAAACAAUGAUUAACUCUGAAUUGUCCAUAACAAAACUUAAGACAAUCUGCUUUAAGUCCCUAUUCAUUGCAAUCAAAUACUGCACCACCCAGAGAUGUAUGUAUUUAUCUAUAGCAGGUCUAUUUACUAAUAUUUCAAUGGUAUCAAUUCCUUUUUUUCCUCAAGGGCUUAAUCUAGUAAGUGUGUAUUGAUAUUUAGAAAUAUAUGAGACAUGGUGUAAUGGAUGAGUCUAAUUAUUAAUCAUAGAAUAUUUCUUUGAAAAAAACAUGAAUUAAGUUUUUUAUUAUUAUUGAGGAAUAUUAUAGUAUAUAUUUCGUUAUAUAUGUAAAUUUACUUUGCACUGCGUUAUUGUGCACUGGACGUCUGCGAGUUCUAGUUUAGUGUACUCAACCCUUUUGACCACCAAUGACAAAUAUACUCAAGAGUUUGGGUUGAAACUCUGGCCACGAGGUCUCAUCUUCUUCAAUACUUGCAUCUGAAUGAGAAGUUUCAGAGCCUUAACCAUUAGUGAUUAAUUAAUUAAUUAAUGAAUCUCUAUGAUCAGUGCUUCACCCCAAAGAUAUUUAACAAAUGAAAAACUGCAGAGAUUCAGUGAACCAGCUGGUGGACGACUUCAAGUUCAAGUGCUGCUGUGGAAUUGCCCCCCCCCUUUAUUUCCUUUUCAAAUGCAGUUAUGUGGAUUCAGCUAUCAGUUAUCAGUAUUCUGAUGUUUUGGAUUUAGUUUUCAUGUUUGCUGAAUGCUUCACUAGCACAACAGAGACAGGUUUUUAUUUGACAUUUGUGGUGAUUCUCUUUUAAAUAAAAAAGACGGUUUGAUUUGUA